AUGCUCAACGUGUCACGAGGCCAUCCUCACGAAGCCGGCAACGGACGAUCUGAGUUUGCUCGUCGGUAUCAUGCCAACACUGGACCGAAGUCGAAACUCGAUGCAGUCUCUAUGCUCGGUUACAUACCACUCCAUGCUGAUGCGACUUGCGUGUUAGAAGAGGUGGCUCGUCAGGAAAAAAAUGACAUGGCCUCCUGUGAUUGCUCGAACUGUCGGCCAGAAGAGGCGGAGGCCCUGUGGUUAGCUCAGCCCGCGCUGACCCGCGAUAAUUUUGACAGUGCGCUUCAAAUGGGCGAGUCCGAACUGCUCACGCUUGUUGGCGACCUACCUGACCCACCUGCACCACCGGUUUCGGAAUUGCGCAUCAUUGCCCAGGUCUGUGGUCCAGAUGACCCGAUCGAGAACUCGCCAUUGCUGGAAAAACUCGUGACACACUUGGAACGAUCUUUCAAUGCUUUCUUCUACCGCGUCUUCACCGAACCCUCUGAUCUUGGCCCGCCGGACUACUUCGGACGCGAUAUGGCUUGGAAUGUAGCCAACAAUAUUGACAUCAUCUCCAAACCCACCGACCUUGCAAUAAUUUUGGCUAGCGAGACUCUAACAGGACAAUUCGACGUGCUCUUUGUUGCGUUCUGCGAAUGGAAGAACACCUACCCAACCAUUUCUGCUUUUGAAGAAGCAGCGGAACGGCGGUUAGCAUUCAACCGGUCGAACACGUCUAACAAGAUUCCUCAAUCUUGUGAAGGUGCCGAGUUAUCAAAACUGAGGGACGACGCAAGCAAGUUGGCCAUUAAAAUCGCUCGCGAAAAGGACGAAAGCGAGGCUGCUCGUGCGAAAGCCCUUGCAAAAGCCCAGCGCGAAAAAGACAAAACUGCGGUAGCGCUGGCCAAAGAUUUUGCAAAAGCGCAGCGCGAAAAGGCUAAGGUGGAGGCAGCGCUGGCUAAAGGGCUCGCAAAAACGCAGCGCGAACAACUGAAAGCCGAGGCUGCUCUUGCUAAAGAGGUUGCAAACGCGCAGCGCGAAAAGGAAAAAGCUGAGGCUGCUCUGGCUAAAGAUCUUGCGAAAGCGCAGCGCGAAAAGGAAAAAGUCGAGGCUGCUCUGGAUAAAGCUGUUGCAAAAGCGCAGCAGCAGGCUCUUAAGAAGGCACCUGGAACAAUUUCGAAGCGUGUGGCUGAAGAGGUCUUGGAGGGUGGCCCUACGAAGCAGAAGGUGUACAUUUUCACUUUGGCAUGUACCGUUCUUCGAUACUGA
This is a messenger RNA of Melampsora larici-populina 98AG31, 1251 nucleotides long. RefSeq lists its product as uncharacterized. The transcript has 2 exons. Lineage: Eukaryota; Fungi; Basidiomycota; Pucciniomycetes; Pucciniales; Melampsoraceae. The coding region runs from base 1 to 1251 and encodes 416 amino acids. The record is from RefSeq and is a predicted model, not a curated record.